Messenger RNA from Rubroshorea leprosula, 920 nucleotides. Lineage: Eukaryota; Viridiplantae; Streptophyta; Magnoliopsida; Malvales; Dipterocarpaceae. The record is from the annotation of a GenBank genome assembly.
AUAGCUGUCUGGUAUGUGUCGGAGACUAGAGAGGUUGCAGUUACUGCUACCAAAGAGUGAAAAUUUGUAUCAGCUUCUAAUAAGCAUUUUCAUUGCAUUAUAUUUUGUUAGGGGAAGUAGAUCAAAGGUUCUUGUUUUCACUGUUUCAAGUCAAGAUUAAUUGAGUGUAUUUUUUUUUUUUUUUUUUUUUCUAGUCUGAAGAUUUUUUUAAAAAUCUGAAUGGUUUUUAAAAAUUCAUUUGCUAAAAGUUGAAGUUACCAUUGAUGAUUUGUUGAUAUUUUUCACAGUUUAAAGAACAUUGUUUAAACUUUAAAAAUUCAAGCAAAUGAAGGAGAAGAACAUUGCCAUGGGACAUGAUUGACAGGUAUAGUUGUAUUUUCAAGCUGCUGGAGGAUUGUAAUUGAGCAUUCUGAGCAAAUCAGUUUGAUGAGGAGAAGGUUUAUAUUUUGUUUGGUUUUCUACACUUUCUAGAUUGUUAAUGGUUUAGGUUGAUAUCUUCUUGUUCCAAUUACCUCUUAUGAAAUAAUAAAAGAAAUGUACUUUCAUCAGGGAGGCCGGGAUCUGGAGAAUGCAACUGCUAAUUUAUUACUGGAUAUAAGAAACUUGAUGGCUGAGUUUUAGGUUUGCACUUUACAGCAUACCUUAUGUGAAGGUAACUCUACAGCUGACUUUUUGGCUGCUUUGGGACACUACCCUCCACCAAGCACCAGCAUUUUGGACUCUCCACCAACUGGACUACGUGGACUGCGUUCUAUCCUGAUAGGGGAUUCUAUGGGGGUUAGGUUCCUCCGUUACUAGUUUUUCCUUGCUGUUAUUUUCUUAGUUUUCAUUGAUGUACCAAAAAAAAAAAAAGAUGUUUGUUCCAUACUUCCAUUAAAUCCAACAUUGGUGUUUAUGUUUUUACGGUUCUUAUUGCGAGG